Girardinichthys multiradiatus is the source of this 2109-nucleotide messenger RNA. It is a transcript of the gene timm44, whose product is annotated as translocase of inner mitochondrial membrane 44 homolog (yeast). Gene Ontology annotation, biological process: protein import into mitochondrial matrix. Gene Ontology annotation, molecular function: protein-folding chaperone binding. Lineage: Eukaryota; Metazoa; Chordata; Actinopteri; Cyprinodontiformes; Goodeidae. Gene Ontology annotation, cellular component: mitochondrial inner membrane. The coding region runs from base 84 to 1457 and encodes 457 amino acids. The transcript is spliced from 13 exons. The record is from RefSeq and is a predicted model, not a curated record.
CGGUAAUGCACAUCAUAACGUUAUUUGCCAACUGCCAAAAAUAAUACAAGAAGAAGAAGAAGGCUACAGGCACGGCAUUCAAGAUGGCGGCCCCCUUGUGUCAGUGUUACCAGGUAUGUGUAAGAAGAGGCUCGGUUGCCUUCCCUUCCUCUUACCUGCUGCUACCGAACAGAACCCAUGUUUACAGGAUAUGUGGGCCCCCCUCAAGAUAUCCACAGCCUCCUCUUCUUCGGGUGCGGUAUAUGUCGGGUGAGAAGGGUGGAGGGAGAAAAGGUUUCUUGGGGGAGUUUUUGGACAAUCUAAAGCAUGAGCUGAACAAGAACAAAGAAAUGAAAGAAAACAUAAAGAAAUUCAGAGAAGAAGCCAAAAAACUAGAAGAAUCAGAUGCUCUGAAACAAGCGCGGAGGAAAUAUAAAACCAUAGAGUCGGAAACGGCGAAGACGUCCGAGGUUUUUAAGAAGAAAUUGGGAACUAUUUCUGAGACGGUUAAAGAGGGGCUGGAAGAGGUCAGUCGAACAGAAAUUGGCAAGAAAAUCAAAGAGGGAAUGGAGGAAGCAGCCAAAACGGCAAAGACAUCUGCAGAAACAGUCUCCAAGAGCGGAGAGAGGCUGGGGAAGACGGGGGCAUUCAGAGCAAUAUCUCAAAGCGUGGAGAAUGUGAAGAAGGAGAUUGGUGACCUUGGCCAAACUGGGCCUUACAAGCCUCCAGCCAGACUCCGAAAGAGGACAGAGUUCUCGUCCAAGGGGACAGGGGAAGACGGAAAGGUCUUCGCAGCCAACGAGGAAGCGAUGGGUGUGGUGCUGCACAAAGACUCCAAAUGGUACCAACAAUGGAAAGACUUCAAGGACAACAAUGUGGUCUUUAAUAGGUUCUUUGAGAUGAAGAUGAAGUACGAUGAGAGCAACAACGUCUUCAUCAGAGCUUCCCGUGCUGUCACUGACAAGAUGACCAACAUCAUAGGUGGUCUGUUUUCAAAGACAGAAAUGUCAGAGGUUUUAACAGAGAUCUUGAAGCUGGACCCUUCCUUUGACAAGGACUCCUUCCUGAAGCAAUGUGAACAAGACAUCAUCCCAAAUAUUCUGGAGGCGAUGAUCAGAGGGGAGCUGGAGGUACUGAAGGACUGGUGUUAUGAAGCGACAUACAGCCAGCUUGCACAUCCAAUUCAUCAAGCCAAAGCCAUGGGACUUCAGUUCCACUCUAAGAUUCUGGACAUAGACAAUAUAGACCUAGCCAUGGGAAAGAUGAUGGAGCAGGGUCCAGUGCUGAUUAUAACUUUCCAGGCUCAGCUGGUCAUGGUGAUUCGAAAUGCCAAGGGAGAAGUGGUGGAGGGAGACCCUGAUAAAGUGCUCAGGAUGAUGUACGUGUGGGCUCUGUGUCGAGACCAGGAAGAACUAAACCCAUAUGCCGCCUGGAGACUACUGGACAUCUCAGCCUCGAGCACUGAGCAGAUCCUCUAGGACUCUUUGAUGUGCACAAAACGUACAAACCCAGGGAGACAACAAGCUGUACGUCAACAGGCCCAGGAGCUGCCUGGAAAGAUUUGAGGGAGGGGAACACGUAUAGGAAUCAGCAGAUAUGGCACUGGCUCAUUUCACCACACAAACACCGUGGAGUAGUGUUGCUAACUGCUCUAGGUGCCUCACUGUGUCAGUUUUUUUUAACUGUAGUUUCUUUGGGAUUAACCUAUUUUUUCCUUGAGUGCCCGAGUUAUUUGUGGCUGUUCCUUUGGCUCACACUAGAGGGCAGCAGAACAUCAAACACUUUCACCUGAAGUAUAUUUGUGCAUAUGUUGUUAUGUUUGGAUGGCUUAUAUUCCUUUCAUUCCAAGGAAUAAUAAACGUAUUAAUUAAGAUUCAUCUAUUUUUUUGACUGAUUAAAGACACCAUGGAAAUUCAGGUAUUGUUUUGUCCAUAUCAUGUAGGUCAGGUUAGUUUCGCCUCUGUAAUCAGUCCGUCUUUCUCUUCCUCUGAUUUGUUGUCAGAGCUAAUCAAUGCUCUGCUGUUCUUAUUAUUACUUUUAUUUGUAUGAUAGUCACGCUAUGUAUUAAGCUGUCAACGAGUCUAUAUUUAUUAUAAAAAAAUAAAAUUAACCAUUUUUUCCCCAAAAUAA